Molecule: messenger RNA, 945 nt
Organism: Spodoptera litura
Lineage: Eukaryota; Metazoa; Arthropoda; Insecta; Lepidoptera; Noctuidae
Product: sodium channel protein Nach-like
Biological process (GO): sodium ion transmembrane transport
Cellular component (GO): plasma membrane
Molecular function (GO): ligand-gated sodium channel activity
Source: RefSeq, a predicted model, not a curated record
AUGGAGCUGAAAGUAUACGACUGCUUCUUCAAAGCAAUGCUUAAAGGUAUGGUUUUGAACGACACUACCAGUGCGCUUCAUUUCUUCUUCACGAACCCGGUGUUUUUAAAGAAAAAACAAGAAACUGUUAUGUCCAUCAUCAGCUUAGCUUAUAGAUUAUCAAGAUGCUUCUGGGUAGUGAACAUGAUAUCAGUGUUGGCCAUGUCUUUUUCUAUCACCUACUUUCUGUACAAUCGUUUCGAAGAAAUGCCAACAAGGAUCACCAUAGAAAAUCAGUUCGAACCAAUAGAAAACCUUCCCUACCCUGCCAUCACUCUGUGUACCCCAAAUCAGUUAACCCAGUCUGCCCUGGAAUAUUUCAACAGUACGCUUAUUGAGGGUAACAGAACUGAAUUGGAAACUUAUCUACCGCUAGUUUUAGGUUUAUACGAAUUUAUUAGUCUCACGAACCAGACCGAAAAUUUAUUGAAAAGUUUCCAGGAUUUACUAGAAAUGAACAGAUUCACUAUUUCAGAUUUGCUUAGUCACGUCCCUCAAAACUGUGAAAACUUUCUGAAGCGCUGUUAUUUAGAAGGCAAGCAGUAUAACUGUUCAGACCUCUUUAAACCGAUUCUUACCACUCACGGAUACUGCUGCAGCUUUAACAAUGUCUACAUGUUUAAUGGCAAAAUGAAUGUGAAAAACCGAAACUUCGUUAACCGCAAUGUAAGAGCUACUGGAUUCACUAAAACGCUGCUAGUGGUCAUUGACUUUCAAGAAGAAGACGCUAUGAAUGCUACAAUACUCUACGGUGGAGCAACACCGGUGAUGUACUCAGAUUGGUCAGAGUUUCCGUCGGACGACGAAUUAUUUUACCACGAUAAUUAUGGCGAGUCGUUCCACACCUUGUCCGCUACUUACACGUAUUGCUCUGAAGAAGUCAAAUCGCUGCCUUUGUGGAGGUAG